Molecule: messenger RNA, 3299 nt
Organism: Papaver somniferum (opium poppy)
Lineage: Eukaryota; Viridiplantae; Streptophyta; Magnoliopsida; Ranunculales; Papaveraceae
Product: TATA box-binding protein-associated factor RNA polymerase I subunit B-like
Exons: 6
Coding region: 152-2011 (619 amino acids)
Biological process (GO): RNA polymerase I preinitiation complex assembly; nucleolar large rRNA transcription by RNA polymerase I
Cellular component (GO): RNA polymerase transcription factor SL1 complex; RNA polymerase I core factor complex
Molecular function (GO): RNA polymerase I core promoter sequence-specific DNA binding
Source: RefSeq, a predicted model, not a curated record
UGAGAAAAGCCAGUGUCUGCAGUACAUCAUUUCAAUUCGAAGAAGUUUCAGAGUGAUCGACACUAGGAAUCAAUCAGUUCUUCUUCUGUGAAACAUUUGUGGUGGAAAACUGUAAGGAGAUAGAUUUUUAUUUGAUCAGAUCAUUUCAUCAAUGGAUUUAGGGAAAAUAACUUGUGGGUGUGGGAAUAAAAAGUUUGAGGAAUCUAAUGGUUUCUAUUACUGCGAAGAGUGUGGUGAACAAGUUCAAGGCAUGCAAGAAACUGGCAUGGGAGAUGAAGCAGAUGUUUACAAUGGAACGUAUUCACAAUAUCAUCGUCGUCGUGCCGCCGUCGUUGAACCGGAGCCUCAAACCCAGCAAUCUGAGUUUUGGACACAACUAACUCAACCAGAUAAGCCGCAGCAACCCAAGUAUGAGGAUGUGGAAAUGAAACCCUAUGUGCCUGCUGAUUUUGGUAGUGGUAUUAGUAGUGAGAUUUCGUCGGAGGAUUAUGCGAAUGAGCUCAGGACUACGUAUGUGAUGGGGAUUGAACUCAUGAUUGAAUAUCAGUGUCAGGCUCUGGUUGAAGAGUUUGGCGUUAGCCCUUUGAUUUGUGGCCUGACCGGUGUUCUUUUGCUUCGGUUUGUUGCUGCAUCUCAGGUGUUCGAUGAAAAGUGGGCGAGUCAGAUAGCUGAGGAUUCAGAGAUGCAGAUUGAAGAGUAUGUCAAAGUUAGUCGGCCGCAUAGUGAGGUGAAAAAUGAACCUCGUAAUUUAGCUGGAAAAAGAUUACUAAUUAUUUGGUUGAAAUCGUUGAGACAGAAGUUUCCGCUAUCUUUAUCGUUAUCGAUUUGUUAUCUGGCUUGUCAUAUCGCCAGGGAGCCAAUCUUGCCAACUGAUAUAGUGAAGUGGGCGCACGAUGGAAAGCUUCCUUUUCUGAAUGCUUUUGACAGGAUUGGCAAAGUGUUUGGAAAUCCAUCAGCAAAAUGCCCGUUAAGUACUGAUACCAUGUUUAGGCCUUUUAAGAUUAUUGGUUGGAGAGAGUUAGAGUCACAAGCAGGAUAUAUUGCUGAGUGCAUUGGUUUGGAACUUCCUCCUGUGAAUUUCAGUGCUUUAGCUCGUCGUUAUCUUAAGCAGCUCCAACUUCCUCAGGAAGAGAUUCUUCAGAAGGCGUCUAUGAUUCAAGAUUGGUCAAUGCCUCCUGAUUUAUGGCUGUCAUCUAGUAGUGAUAGGAUACCGUCUCGGGUUUGUGUUAUGUCAAUUAUAAUGGUAGCUAUAAGGAUUAUGUACAAUAUAAACGGUUAUGGAAAGUGGGAAAAGAAAUAUUGCAGUACUCCUAUAUCGCCUCGAAAGAGAAAGCAAAGGGGUAAAGUUGGCACUGAGACAAAAAAGAAAACAGUUCGGGGUUCAUCUUAUUUUCUCAACUGUAAGUUGGAUGCUGCAGAACUUCUUGGAGGUCUUGAAGUGACGUAUGAGAAAAUUCGCGGAGUGCAGGAAACUUCAGUAAACUUACCAUCAUAUCUCAAAUUGUGCAAGGAAACAGUCUUUGGAGCCCCAUCAGAUAAUAAAGAGAAGAUUAUAGUCGAUAACUUAUGGAAACCUUUCGAGAAAGGCUGCACCAGUAACAGCGCCGCAGGAGAACCAAUGCCUACUCAGGAUGAUGUUUCUGUAGAGUCCGUUAAAAAUAGAUCCUUAAAUUGGCUGAAAUCGAACAUGAAGGAAAAUGGGUUCCAUUACAUUCCUCCAAGACAUCUUGGUAAAGUCAAAAAUGUUAAUUAUCUGCACUAUGAGACGAAGAAGGCCAGCGGGGGGACAAGAGUUUUUGCAGCUCAUGCAGACUACUAUAUACUCCUUCGAGUUUGUGCUCUUGUUGCUGAAGCUGAUAUUCAGUAUAUGUACAAGGCUACAUCGAAGUUCGAGAAGCGGCUUGCGUGGUUAGAGAAAAAUAUUGAUCGAACAUUGAAACCUUCUUCUGUGCCUAAUCUAGGUGUAUUAUCACCAGAAGAUAAUGACGAGGCCCUUGAGCUAUGUGCUUAGAUUAAGUGACAUGGGCUAUGUUUUUAUCGGAUAAUUCAUUAGUUCAUAUGUGUGUUAUUAGUGAUGGAUUAUGAAUGAAGUCAUAAUUUUUUAACAGUGAAUGUGCAGACUAGUGAUAUAUUGUGUAUGUUUUUUUUCUAAUGAUAGUGUAUGCAGAGAUGGUCAUGGGAGUCCAUUCUUUUUGGCUGUUCAGGAAAUGGACCCCUCUAGGCCCUAGCAUGCUUACAUGUGUUUUACACUUGUACCAAAAGGAAGCUCUUUAUUGGAUGUCGAAAUCAGAGAAGGGAAUGGAUGUUGAGAAAGCUGCAAAAACUCUAUAUCAUUGCUGGAGGUGGACUUUAUAACUCAUAAGAGGGCUUCUGAAGUCUGUGUUUAUGUUUUCUCUGGGGAUGCUGCCCACUCGGUUUCCUAGUGCAACACAAACGACCGGAGGAAUUUUAGCUGAUGCAACUGAUCUUGGGAAGACUGUUAUGACAAUUGGUCUGAUACUGGCAUGAUGAGGCAGGGCAACCCCACUAUAACCAAGAAAUAGUCAAGCAUGAUGCUGACCAAGUAGGAGGAGUAAAGCUCAGGAGCAACAUCUUCCACACAAAACUUCAAGCAUGGAACUCUUACUGUUUGUUCAAUGGCUUUGCUAGGCCAAUGGAAGCUUACAGAAAAUGAUUGGUGAAUCACAGGAUGAAAUUGAAAUCCAUUCUCAGCCAGGAAUGCUUCGGUUAUAUGUGCAAUAUGGUGUUGACAGAACUACUCAUCCAACUGCAUUAGCACAGCAUGAUGUGGUUUUAACGACAUAUGGUGUCUUAGCUGCAGCUUGUAAAUCUGAUGGGGACCCCGUACUGGUAUAGAGUGGUACUAGAUGAAGCGCAUACAAUCAUAUCCUCAAGGACUCAAGAGGCUUGGGCAACAUUUUCAUUAUCCUCUUAUUGCCGGUGGUGUCUUACUGAUACACCUCUUCAGAUACAAUGGAAUUGUAGGACUAAAUAUCAUUUCAAGUGAGGAAACGGCGCAUGAUAGCAGGUGCCCUUGUUGAUGAGGAAGUUCGAUCUGCUAGGAUUGAAGAGCUUAAGAUGCUUUUUAGAUGAUUUUAGUUCUACACUACCAAACAAAAUGUGUCUGUCUCCAUCUAAUUCCAUAUGUAAAGUCUAGAUCUACAUUGUGUUUCUGUUUUGUGCAGGGUUAUAUGUCUCUUUUAUUAUUUUCAUAUAGUUGGUCACCAUAGACUAAAGAAAAUGUCAAACUCUCUUUUUGCAUUAGAAAUUUAGAAUCUCUCUCUCUUUUGAUUUGUUUA